Molecule: messenger RNA, 1331 nt
Organism: Paecilomyces variotii
Lineage: Eukaryota; Fungi; Ascomycota; Eurotiomycetes; Eurotiales; Thermoascaceae
Exons: 2
Coding region: 370-1263 (297 amino acids)
Source: RefSeq, a predicted model, not a curated record
AUUGAAUAUGGGUUAUACUCCACAAAUCAUGAAGAUGAGAUGUACAGGGAAGCUGUCGGAGGAUUAUCAGAACAACAUGCUUCACUUCCGAAACUUCAAAUUCAAUUUCUUAUCGAGUUCGAACUACCUGUCCUAAGAGCGGAACUAUACCUCUGGCACAGCAGUUAUCACUCCAUGACGCCAUCUCCGGUAACCAUCCAAACAAUAAACUCCUCAAACCACAACAAUAGACCCAAAACGUCUGAAUCUCGAAGAAUAUUGUAACAAUAUCCCACAAAGAGCAAUGGAUCUCUAACCGCCUCAUACGCCUCUUUCCUAGGUCAUACAUACACUACCAAGUACCAACUCACAAACACAAACCCAUCAACCAUGUCCGUCUUCAGCCUCCACGAAUACCUACCCACGCACACCCCCGAAGAAACAUACACCACCCUCCCAGCCCUCCAAGCCAGCAUCGCCUCACACUACGAACGCAUCUCCAAAACCACCACCAACCUCCAAGAUGAAUUCAUCAUCGUCUCCUCCGUCCCAGAUUCCAUCAUCGACACUAUCUCAACCAGUCCUCACGUCCUCCAGAACGCCGUCCUCUGGGCUUCGAACACCUCCUCGUCUGAAAUCAUCCUUAAACUCCAGUCUCCGCUCUUAGCAGUCGCCAGGGCGGCUUUUAUUGCGAGUUUCAAAGCGAAGCUCGAUAAGAUGGGUGUGUUGAAUGAUCUCGUCUCGUUGGGCGCGAAGUCCAUCAGGACAGGUGCUUCUGGGAAAGCGCCCGAUGCGGCGUUUAAGCCGCGAUCGCGAGGUGGUUCUGGUACAGAGGAGUCGGAUGCGAAUGCGCAUGCGAAUUGGCCUAGCAUGAUAGUCGAGGUGGGAUUUCGAGAGACAGGUCCGCCGGCGCUCCGCGCCAGCGCGACAUGGUGGAUUCAGAACUCAGCUGGGCGAGUUGGCGUUGUGGUUUUGAUCUUCGUGCAUGCUGCGGAGCCGCGCGUGUCUGUUGAGAUGUGGGAGUUCAGGACGCCGGGUCCGUUGGCUUCUAAGACGCAAGAAGUGAUUGUGGAGAAGAGGGAGAAUAGGAGACCGGGAGAGGAUAGGGAGAGAGGGGUGGCGGUGUUAGGGGCGCCGAUGAAGGUUCCGCUGCAGAAAGUUUUUUCGAAGGAGGGCGUGAAGGGAGAUGGUGAGAUUGUAUUUGAUGAGGAGGAUAUGAGGAGUCUGGCGAGAGAUGUUUGGAUACAGCAGGGGUUUUGGGAAGUAGAGGCUACGGAGACGUAGAUGGAUGGAUGGAUAGAUAGAUAGAUGGAUCUUUGGCUUCUGUUGAGCUUCUUUUAUUAUUGGGCGUC